AUGGGCGCAGUUCAAAAGGCUCACAGAGUGUUCGAAAAGAGUUCGGUGCUUCGGCGCUUUUCUCUUAUUCGCACAAUGCCCGCCCACAUACCCACGCCCCUCAGCCCUACCACUCCUUUCCGCAUCUCUCCACGAACGCCCACAUACCACACCCUCUUUCCUCACGUACCGCCCACACACGGCCUCUACACCUCCACACCACACUGCACCCACAUCCCCGCCCACACCCACCAUUUCCACCCCACACCCACACGCACCUACCCAACGCCCACAACCCCCACACCCCACAGCCGCCCACACCCACACACCCCGCCCACCUGCACCUGGCCUCCCAACACCACAGCCCCGCCCACAGCCCUCCUCACCCCAACCCCACGCCCAACACACGCCCCGCCCACACCCCACACCCGGCCCACACCACACGCCCGAUUCCCGCCCACCCACACCCCCACACCUACAGCCCCGCCAACCCACACCCCGCCCACACCACAGCCCCCCACACCACAGCCCCGCCCCACCACAACCCCGCCCACACCACACCGCCACACCACAGCCCCCCCACACCCCGCCCGCCCAAGCUCCGAGUCCCUCCCCCGGGCGCUCACGGGCGUCGGGCGGAGAAUUGCCACGGCGAAGUUUCCUCAAGUAGCAGAUGCUAAUCUUAAUAUGAGAAAUAAUACGUCUUGCAAUCAUGAUCUGGACUUUGAUGCCGCAAUAGCAAUUGUGACCUGUUCACGAUGUGCAUUAACGCAGUCACGGGCAUGUCCCUCCACCGGACCGCUCCCGCUCGCCGCCGCCCUGAUGCCACCCGCCCCGGCCGCCGCCGUGUUCCUUCUGCGAGACGCAGCGGACACGGGAACUGGACUUCGCGGCCCAGCAACUCCUCUGAAGGAAUUCCUCCGGGAAUUUAUACUUCUUACUCACGACACGAGCUUACUGUUUCCAGAUAAUGACAAUUUACGUAACAUGUACCUGUACACGAUUACAGCUCAUAGGUCCAACGCAGCCACAAUCAACACUUCACAAUCAACGCACACAGCACACAGUCAACAUACUCAACUAUUUUUAACACAUCAGGCAGCACGACACAGAGUACGAAGAAUAUUUGAGAUGAAGAAUGAGACAAGAGCCACUCACGUGACAGGCUUAGUUGGCAGUUAUAAGGGAAUGAAGAACGGACUGAGCUUCAUGACUCCUCUUCCUCCUAUCACUGUGACGUAUCGAAUAGGGCGCGCCGGCAUCAGGCAGAUGCAGAAUGUCUAUUUACAUUACUACACUUCUACGUUACCUAUAUGUUAUACUUCUUCUUACUUCAGAUGGAUUGUGUUAUGUUAA
This is a messenger RNA of Penaeus vannamei (Pacific white shrimp), 1335 nucleotides long. Lineage: Eukaryota; Metazoa; Arthropoda; Malacostraca; Decapoda; Penaeidae. The record is from RefSeq and is a predicted model, not a curated record.